AGACAGGACAAUAGAUAGGAAAUGUUGAAGUCACUUCUUAACCAAGCAAAUUCUUCAGUCCCUCCAUUUCUAGGCUGCUUUUACCCUUUACAUCAAAACAGAGCAGCUUCCUUCCCCUUACCUCCUCCUUCUUCUUCUUCACCUUACCUUAGAUUUAUUUAACAUUCAAUCAAUCCCGACACUGUAAGGAGAGAUGUCGGCGGCAUUUUCUUGGGACCCACCCCCACAUUCCAAACAAACCAGCCACAGCCCUCCCCUCCUUCCCUCUGAGCUCGCUCUCCGCUCAGCUGUCUCUCGUUUCCCUCAGUAGAGGUGCUUCAGAUUAUGCCCCUUUGAAUCUCUUUACACUCUCCCUCUCUCUUAUCUCAUCUCUCGCUAUGGACUCUGUAACUCGUCUUGACUAUGCCCUGUUCCAGCUCACUCCCACAAGAACCAGGUGUGAUCUUGUGAUAUUUUCGGGAAAGGCGAAUGAGAAGCUGGCGUCGGGUCUGUUGGAACCUUUCCUGUCGCAUCUUAAGUGUGCCAAAGAUCAGAUUUCUAAAGGAGGAUACUCCAUCACUCUGAGAUCGGAUGCUCCCUGGUUCACAAAAGCCACUCUGGAAAGAUUCGUGAGAUUUGUCAGCACGCCCGAAGUUCUUGAGAGAUUCGUCACACUAGAGAGGGAGAUUGCACAAAUAGAGAAAUCCAUCCAAUCAAAUGAACUACCCAACAAUGAUGCAGCGGCUGAUCCAGAAGGAAAGUCGAUGCUUGGUGAAGGAAGCUCUAAAAAGUCGAGUACGUUCUCGUUUCCUAAGGAUGGAUCAGCAGAUUCGGACAAUGUCUUGGAAGAAAAUUCCAAGGUUCGUCUUCAACGUGUCCUGGAGACUCGAAGAGCAGUGCUCCAUAAGGAGCAGGCAAUGGCUUAUGCCCGUGCCCUAGUUGCUGGUUUCGAACUGGACUAUAUAGAUGACCUUAUAUCCUUUGCUGAUGCCUUUGGGGCAUAUCGUCUGAGGGAAGCGUGCGUGAAUUUCAUUAAUCUAUGCCAAGAGAAGAGCGAGGAUCGGCUUUGGAUCGAUGAAAUAGCGGCAAUGAAGGCAUUCUCUAGGCCUGACUUGCCAUACCUUGGAACCUCCGGAAUUAUUCUUGCCGGUGAGGAUAAUGAUCGUGGUAGUCAGAUGAUGAAUCUUCAGGAUGGCGGGCCCUCACUUGGGCAACGUAAUGGCUCAAUGGAUACGUCGAUUACUGACUCAACUAUGAGUCAUGGAAGUUUCGAUGCUAGUCAGGUUCCAACUGUACCAACAGAUGGGAGGGCUCAAAUGCCUUUUACAUGGCCUAAUCAUCUUCCACAGUACAUGAACAAUUUCCAAGGUCCGAUCUUCCCGCAAGUUCCCCCUUAUCAACAGGGUUACCCUUUCCCGGGUGUGCAGGUUCCGUCCUCCCACUAUCUGAGAUGGCCUCCAAAUUUAGACUCCGAUGCUCAAAGUUAUAAGUCGUCUUCAAGGAGCAAAAAGAAACAUUCGCACGAAAAGUUCUCAAAAACUUUGGAAGAAGAGGAGGAAGAGGAAGAGGAGGGAUCAUCCACCGAGGCAAGUGACUCAAGCAGAUUGAACAGGAAUGUACAGAAUGGGAAAAAACAUGGGAAAAAGUCUUCGAGGAAGGUCGUUAUUCGGAACAUAAACUACAUUGCCUCGGAGAGAGAUGUAGGAGAAAAGAUCGGUUCUUCUGAAGGAAGCUCAUCUGAUGAUGACGAUUUUAAGCAUCAGGUGGAGAAGGCCGUGGAAUCAUUGCAUAGCAGACGAAAAAGCUCAUCAUCUUCAAAUCACCAAAAGAAACGAGAGAGUAAACAUCACAGACAUGAGGGUGAAAUGGCUGGCGAGGAUAAUAAGACUGGCCGUGCAAAUAAUUCUGAAGCAGAGAUAAAGAGUAGCCCCUGGGAUGCUUUUCAGAGCCUGCUGAUGAGAGAUGAAGAGCCUGCAAAGUUUCAAGAGGAAAAACUUGUGCAGGAGAAGUCCAAAGGGGGAAGCUUGUUUGCUCAUGAAGUCGAGUCUGGAAUUCUGAAACCACCGGCUGUUUCUGAUGAUUCCUUCAUCAUUAGAGAGAAUGAUGUUGGUGCUGUUGGAUCAGCUGAAGUGGAGGAGUUAGGAGCCAGUCAAAGUGACCGUCCAAUUGUGAAGAAAAGGGGCAGCGAGCUCGAGGAUUCAUUAUUUGUGAACAGAGUUGAAGGGUCAGGAACUUUUUAUAGUCCUUCGUCAGAUUUUGCUGCUGUAGCUUCUUCGACAGUCAAGGUCCAAAGGGAGGGAGAUUGGUUCAUCCGCAGUCAAGCAAAUGACUCGGCAAAUAGGGGAGAGAGUUUUGACCUCAGACCGGUAUUUGCCGACUCGUCAUUUGGUGGAGGCAUUUCGCAAGUUGAUAUGAAGAGGGAUAAGUUUCUAGCUGAUGACUCUUUCAUGAUCAAAGGUCGGGCAGCAUCUGGUGAUCAGGAAUCAGGUUCCCGCCUGAUGGCAGAUAUAAGCAUCGUUCCAGAGAUUGUCGAAACGAAAAAUACCCAGAAGGAAUCACAUGAAAGGAACUUUGAGCCAGAUGAUCUUUACAUGAUGCUGGAUCGAAACGUUGACAUGGAGUCUGCUGGGGCAACAUGGACCCCAGAAAUGGUUUAUGAGAACAACGUUCCUUUGAAUGAUGUCAGCAGAAGGCAAUCUGAUGUUGAAACUGUAGAUGGCGAUGAGACUAAGUUGCCUCCGAACGGUAUGAGGGAAAAAAGUGGUAAGAUCUCAACCAAAGAAGGGAAGUCUAAGCCUGUGAAUGCUUUUCUCGGGAGAAACAGGCUUGACAUGACGUCGAGGACCAAGAAACCAACUUCAGGAAGUCGAGUUCCUGCUCCAAAGAACAAAGCUGAGAAGGAUGAAGAGAAUAGGAGGAGAAAGGAGGAGUUGCUGAUUCAGCGGCAGAAAAGAAUUGCCGAGAGAAGCGCAAAUAAUGGACGUAAGCCCGUAGCACCGAAGAAGAGCUCAAGUGAGAACAAACUGUCGAAAACUUCCACAGAGCAUAUAAGGCCGACAAAACUGUCACCAAGUCAGGAGGCUCAGAAGCCGCCUAAACCAGUCCUCAGGAACUCCACCAUUGAACGUCUCUCAGCUGCAAGGAACACCAAAAAGGUCUCCUCGACGGACUUGAAAUCAGCUGAGCCCAUUAGAGCAACAUCAAAGGCAAGUAAGACUUCAACUGACGAUGAUAAGAAGCUAAGUUCAAAGAAAACUGAACCUCCAAAGAAGAAAGUUGGGCCUCAAAGUACAGGUGGUGCAAGUCAGUCUAAGCCCGAAGUGCAAGCAAAGAAUAAAAGCUUGGAAGCUGUGGAUGUCUCAGUAACUCAUCCUGCUCCUCCCUCCGAGGAGGACUUCAAGGAUAUUAAAGUGUUAGAGAGCACUCCGAUCGAAGAUAAUGGAGGAACAACUGAGCAGGUUGCUCCGAAAGACACUUUGGAUAAUGGAAGCAGCAAUGUGAAUGUACCAGAAACCAAUUCAACCCUGCCCGUUGUUCAUAAAAAGGCAAAAUCGGUUCAGUUUAAAACUGAUCCAGAGGUCACAUUUAUGCCAUCCCCAAUGCCCGAUGUUCAGAGUGAGUAUGUUCAAGAAGUGACUUUGCACUCGGUGCCAUCUCCGGAAAAUUUGUCUUUGGAAUAUUCCGCCACUUGCGGUGAAGGAGCUACUGAAGCUGCCAUCCCACAAAUUUCUGGGACCGAAAUAGAAGUCUCAACUCCUCCGCCCAGCGACGAGAUGACCCUAGAAGAACCAGUUCACUCGAGGAAGAAAUGGAACAGUGAAGAGAAGUCCCCCAAGACCACCAAAGGUUUCAGGAAGCUGCUUUCAUUCGGACGGAAAAGCUUGAUUUCCUUGAAAACUUGAAUGGUGUGGUCCGUCUUUCCCAGGUUGAUUGCAUGAUCAUUUUGGUAUUUCAUGACGAAGACUGUGUUGUUGAAUUGUAGAUAGUUUCUCAUACGGCAUAUUAAUAAGGCUUUCAGGUUUUGCUGCCAUACGAAGGUUUCUUGCUAUAAUUUAAUGUGUUCUGAGAUGACAGUAGAGGAUGCGAGGAAAUUCUUAGCAGUGAUAUAUGUGGAAAAAAAAAAAUUCUUUGAGAUUGUUUGCAAUAUUAAUGAAGGAUCCCGCUUGUGCUCGUUGCAAUGAUA
Messenger RNA from Punica granatum (pomegranate), 4162 nucleotides. The record is from RefSeq and is a predicted model, not a curated record. Lineage: Eukaryota; Viridiplantae; Streptophyta; Magnoliopsida; Myrtales; Lythraceae.